CUUUUUUUUGAAAAACUUUUUUCUUUGAUGUCUUUUAAUGUAUCAUGCUACAAGAAUUUAUUAGAAUGAAAAUUCUUGCAAGCGCAUUUUAUGAAAAUGAUGCGAAAGAGGAAAAUUUGCAAGAGACAAAAUAUAAAGAGAAUAAUCGCAAUAACGAUUAUUAUCUUUUAUCUCAAAUCCUGCCUUAUUACGAAUAUGAAGAUUUGAAAUGUGAAAUGCGCAACCGAAAAUUAAAAAAUCGCAUCAAGAUAUAUAAGAGUUUUGAAUUGGUGACCGCCGUCGCCGUUUAUCGAUCGAUCCACAGUCUUUCACUGCUAGUAACUGAACAUAUAUACUCCCACACCUGGUGUGUACUCGUUCCUAGCAACGAACUGUUGGUGAGCGACUCGUUCUACGCGACGGAUAACGGAAUUAUUGUAAUACUUAUAUCAAUGGUUUCAACGAGGACUACACAUAGCGAGAACAAAGAAUUAUUUCCUUUAGUGCCUGUUCGAGAUAGUAGUGACGCGAUAAGAAUCAUGAGAAAGAGAUCGUAAGAAUGGCUAAAUCCGCCGAGCCUACGAAGGGUAGAAAAUUGAGGAGAUCGCGCAAUGUGUCGUCCUUCUUGGAGGAAUCGACGGAGAGCGCGACUUCGCUGCCGAAACCGAUGAUGAGCGUUGUUGUGGAUGUUCAUAACGAAAAUUCAUUGAACCGCCAACACCGAGAUGACGAAAAUGGUCUCGCGAUCGAAUUCUCGAAUAAUAAGGAGACUAAACGAUCCUCUCAGAAAGUUUCCUCGCGAGCGAGUGAAGUGUCUCGGAAUCACUCCGCUGAUCGUGAAGCGAGGAGGAGGAGGAGAUCCUCGAACGAUCGUUCUUAUCAGUCGCAUGAUGAGGUAAUGACGAUAAUGCCAUUGGAUCUGAUAGACGAAUCCGAGAACAGGAACGAUUCCCGUGAGGAGAAAUCACAUCGCAGGAAGCAAUGGAACGCCGCGUCAAACGAGACAGAGCUAAUGGAUUCGAAAAAGCCACCGCGGAAACGUUGGUCCAAGGAUACCGGGGUCAUUCGGUUACCCGAGACGAGCGAUGACGCAUCUCCCUUGAUCGACGACUCGCAACGUAAAGUUCCAGUUCCGGCGCCGCGAACCAGUAAUGUACCUCUCGUUUUUGACAAUCCAGCAUUCGUAUCCGAGGACGAAGUACUCCGCAUCGAGACCGAUCACAAUCGCGAGAGCACCAAGAUCGAGAUGGGAAAAAUGGGAAGCGAUUGCUCAAACGUCGAUGAGGUUGACUCAACAUCCAGUGGUUCUUCGAGAAAGAAAACAAACGAAAAAGAACAACAAAGAGAGCGACAUAUCAUGAACAGCAAUAGUUGGUCUUCGAGGACAACCAGAUUUGAACAGUCUUUGAACAGUCGAAAGAACAGCGCCGGAGAACUGGAUUCGUCGACGAGUUUGGGGAGAAUCACUGAUCGAUCGAACUCGAUGGCUUCCGAAAAUCGAACAUCGACAAGCGGUGACGGAAGACUUCAAUCGGAAGCGACGAUGCGAGAUCGAUCGUCGAAAGGAAGAGAGCGAUCGUUGUUUGAAAAGAAGAAGAUUUCCAUCAGUGACGAGGUCAUCAGCUCAUCAGCCGCGAAGGGUACGAUCGAUCCCAUGGUCAAAAGAAAGAAGAGAAAGAAACGGAAACAGGAGAAAGAAGAGACAAGGGAAAACGAGAGGAAAUACAUUUCCGUAACAAUUCAUCGGGCCGACAUGCUCGAAGAUGACUACGCGAAUGUGAAACGGCCAAUGGUGAUGAUUCACAUUGUGGAGGCUCGCACCGGCUCAUACCUGAAGAACAGCAAUGGCUAUCUUCGACCGUUAAUCACUGGCAAAUUCGAUUUCAGGGAGAAUAAGUCAAUGAUACCGAUCUGGGAAGAGGAACUUGUCUUCGAGCACGACUUUGACACGAUCUUGAAACACGAGGAUAACGAUCGGACGGUGAUCCUUUUCGAAGUGAUAGAUCUCUUAAGUUUUGCCGAAGCGAGCCUCGGCUAUGAUAAAAUCGGCAAAGAGGGAUGCUGGAACAAAAUCGCAUGGGCGUUCCUUAAACCCGUUGGAGUCAACAACAUUUUUCACACGGAUAAGAAAGUGCGAUUGCAGCUUUACAGACCUAGACGAAGCUCCAAGCGAUACAGGAAACACACAUGCGAGGUUUAUACGUGGUGGCAAUCAAACAACAGAGACAAAUAUCCGAGCAGUCUUCUGGUAACAGUGACUUCAGUUCCAUCAUCGAAAUCCGAAUCUGUUCUUCAUCAGCAAUUGCCGCUAAAUGAUUUUCUUGACGAUACGCAUAAUGAUUCACGAAGAGAACUCUCGACAGAGCGUCGCACAUCGGAGUCGAUUGGUCUCCCCAAAUGGGCGCGACUGGCCGCUCAGUCCUGUAAAAUCCCGAACGAGAAAAUGUUCGAGACAGAGGCGAGCGAGAAUGGCUCUUUCUAUGUCACCUUCAGCAACGACGGCAAGUAUUUGGCCUGCGUCCAUUCUGAAGAGUACAAUUAUCCAAUUGUCGUUUAUGAGAUCGAAACCGGCAAAAUUCACGUUCGAUUUCUCGGCCACAAAACUUUUGUGUACUCUCUAAAUUGGUCCAGCGACGAUUAUCACCUGCUGUCGGCGUCUGCGGACCAAACGGCGCGUAUCUGGGAUAUUCGCAAUCAGAUUGUGCAACACAUCGAGAUGCUGCCGCAUCCUUCGUACGUAUAUUGCGCCAAGUACGCUCCCGGCAAGAUGAUGAUUAUAGCAACAGGAUGUUACGAUGGAGUAGCUCGCAUCUGGGCAAACGAGAAGAAAAGGUCAACGAAGCAAGAGUUGAGCCAGGAAUUGGAAGGCCACGAGGGUUUCGUCAACUCCAUGGUCUUUCAAAAAAAUGGUAAUUUGAUCACGGCUGACAGUGUAGGAUCGAUAAUCCUUUGGACGGUUCGCCGAAACGAGAGGAUGUCAUCGAGGUGGGAAUGGUGCAUCGCGAGAAGGAUAAAAAUUCGCGAGAUUGAGGGAGUUGUCAUCAACACGAUUGUUCUGCAUCCUCUUGAGUCUAGACUUCUCGUGCACUCGAGGGAUAAUGGCCUGCGAAUGGUGGAUCUCGCGACCGGCGUGAUCUUGCAGAAGUACAAACAGUUAAAUAAUCAAAGAAUACAAUUGAGAGCUUGCAUAUCUCCCUGCGGAGGUUUGAUCUUGUGUGGCGGAGAAAAUUCCAUACUGAACAUCUGGAACUUGGAGACGGGUAAGCACGUGGCCAAAUACGCGAACGACAGACAUAGCUCGUCCAGAGCAGUCAUUUCUUGCGUAGAUUAUCAUCCCUACGAUCAUGUAUUGGCAUUCUCAACAUUCGGCAAUCCGACACCGGUCCGCGUCUUGAGAUUCAAUAAGAACGCGAAUGGCAGUGAUGUUGCAUUAAAUCUUCUCACGGAGGAUGCAUCGCGAGCUUGCGAUAAUGAAGUAAUCAUGAACGUCUCGGAGUAUCCUCUAUUCCAGCAAGGCAAAUCCAGUGGUGAUACAACAGCGAGGAAAGAAAUUUUCUCGUCUUCUUGUCCCGCUAAUGAUCACUCGAUGAUUCAGAUCGAGAGCGAUGAUUGCGAGCGAUCGUGGGCUACGCUCCGCCGUUUGAAAGAAAUGGAACGAUGCUGGAGAGAGAAGAGUCGGAAUCGCUUAUAUUGUAUUAUCGAAAAGAUCGAUUCAAUGUUGUCCAAGAGUUCAAUGUUUUUCGAAGAUGAAGGCGAACAGGUUUCGAGCCGUAUAAACGAGCGUCGUCGUUCCUGGAUCCAAUCAAAUACUAGUACAUCUAGCGACAUCGUUCCUAAAAAAGACAUAUUCCUUGAAGACUGCGCUGCAAAUUCCAUUAGGUAUCAGCAGGGUGAUUCUAACGAGAACGAUAACGCACGAUCCGAUUUGACAAAUCGCCAAAGUUGCUCUGAUUACCGCAAAUCGAUUUCAACUUCUUUUGAAAAAACAAAUGCGUUUGAGCCAAGUUCUCCGGACAGCGCCGGAACUUACAUUGUAGAAAUGUCGGAAUUGAAUGAAAACGUCGAUAAGGUGUCAAUCAUAGCCGAGAAGAUGGAUUCCAUACAACUAAGCGACAACUCGCUGGCCAGCAAUGUUACAUUUCUCAUAGAGAAUGAGCGAACAUGAGUAAUUUUUCUAUCAUGUUUUUUGUAUCAGUUUUCUUUUAAUAUGAUACGCUAUCUCUGUCAUAUGCUGUGCACAAUAUUUUAAUUAUAUAAAUAAUGUAAAGGUAUAAAAUGUAUACAUGCAGCGAAUAUCAUACAUAAAUUUAAUUUAUUGUAACUCUAUCUCGCUUUCUUCAAUUUAGAUCAAUAAAAAAAUAAACAUAAAUAUCUGUUACAAAUAAACCUCGUACGAAUUAACAAUAUACUUAAAGUAUGACAAUAAAGUAAAUUAUUCCAAUUUAGGAUCACGUGGCAGAAGCGACUAAUCAUGUAUCUAAAUAUGUGUAAUCAUCAAUGUAUAUGCGCUUAUGCUGUACGCGACAUACAGUUAAUGUUCUUUAUAUAUACGUAUGUAUACAUACAGAUGUGUGUGUGGAAUGUCAUUAUGUUUAGUUAAUUAUUAUACAUAGCCAAUCUUUGUUGUUAGAUAAUUAUAUUGUUUAAUGUCAUGAAAUGGUUGUGCUAAGUUAAACAAUAACAAAGAAAUUUAAAAGAAGACUUUUUGUUAAGGAAUACUUAAUACAAAUAAUAAUAAUAAUAAUUUUAAUAAUAAUAAUAAUAAUGCUUCUAAAAUUAUAUAACACAAUUAAUAAAAUGAUUUUAAUAACCAGAUACCUUGGUUUCUAAAUAAACUUUACGUUAACUUCAACAAUAAUACAUCUCUGUCUAACUGUACGAUAACAAAAAUGUAAUCUGUAAUAAAGAACGAUAAGCAAUAAAAGCGAAGCAAAAAUAAAAAAUGUCUAUGUAAUCAUAAAGUCUUUAAACAAAUUAAAAUAAUGAAAACGCUUCUUCAAUAAAUUGAACCUUGCUAUGCGCAUUAUAAUCUAAUGUGUCCGUAUCUUCUAACACUAAAAAAAAAA
Molecule: messenger RNA, 5045 nt
Organism: Cataglyphis hispanica
Lineage: Eukaryota; Metazoa; Arthropoda; Insecta; Hymenoptera; Formicidae
Product: jouberin-like
Exons: 7
Coding region: 539-4144 (1201 amino acids)
Biological process (GO): motile cilium assembly
Cellular component (GO): ciliary basal body
Molecular function (GO): protein binding
Source: RefSeq, a predicted model, not a curated record